This is a messenger RNA of Osmia lignaria (orchard mason bee), 1748 nucleotides long. RefSeq names its product ethanolamine kinase 1 (gene eas). The record is from RefSeq and is a predicted model, not a curated record. Gene Ontology annotation, cellular component: cytoplasm. Gene Ontology annotation, biological process: phosphatidylethanolamine biosynthetic process. Gene Ontology annotation, molecular function: ethanolamine kinase activity. Lineage: Eukaryota; Metazoa; Arthropoda; Insecta; Hymenoptera; Megachilidae.
ACAUCAAUAAAAUCAAAAUUCUUUGAUUUUAAAUGAUAACUUAUUCUCAUUGUAAAUUACAAUCAUUAGGCUAUAAAAUGCAAAGUUAAAUAAACUGGAAAUGUGCACAAAUGAAUGAAGUUCUACAACUAUUUUAUUAUCAGUAUAUGGAGUAUGAAAUUAUUUAAUAUAAUUCCUGUAGAGAAUACUCUUUAUUGGGAUUGAAAAUUUAAUGAAAUUAUUAAUAGAAUCAAGGUCUUGAAAUUACCCUAGCCUAGUGUUGAUAACCACGUCAAUCAUUAUCAGUAUAUAUAAUGUAGAAAUGCGUAUGGUUAUUCCAUUAAAGUGAAACAGCUCCAUAGAGUAACUUCAUUUAUAUGGCACAUGUCUGAUAAUGUUUAAUAAUGGACCAAAUAUGUAAAGAACCACACCUUAAUAUAACAAUAGAUGAAAAUGAAAUUGUCGAUGGUGCUAAAGAAAUAAUUAAAAGAAUAAGACCUAUGUGGCCACUAAAUAAUUUGCAUUUUAAGUUUGUCAUGAUAAUAGGCACCCUACUGUGUUAUCAAAUAUUUACCACGCUUUUAAUGGUGGUCUGUUUUUCAUGUUUUGAUUAUAUAUUUACUGAUGGAAUCACAAAUAAACUUAUAGGAGUAUGGUAUUCUGGGCAUUACAAUGAUAUGGUUUUGGUUAGGGUAUAUGGACAUAAAACAGACUUGCUCAUUAAUAGAAAAGACGAAACAAGAAAUAUUCGAAUAUUGAAUAAAGCAGGUUUUACACAUUCCCUUUAUGCCACAUUUAAUAAUGGUUUAGCUUAUCAGUUUAUUGAAGGUAAUACUCUUACAACAGAGACAGUUAGAAAUCCCGAUAUAUAUACAUUAAUUGCUAAAAGAAUGGCCCAAAUGCAUAAGCUUAACCCUGAUAAUGAUGAAAUACCAAAACAGGCUUGUAUUUGGAAUAAGUUGGAAAAAUUCAUGGAAAUAAUGCCAAAAGAAUUUUGUGAUGAUACCAAACAAUCAAGGCUUGAAAAACUCAUAAAACCGUUUAGUGUAUUAAAGCAAAAUUAUCAACUUUUAAAAGAGGAACUUACAAAAUCAAAUAGCAAAGUAGUAUUUGCUCAUAAUGAUCUACUACUGGGAAAUGUUCUUUACAAUCAAAAGGAAAAUUCUAUCACUUUUAUUGAUUUUGAAUAUACUGCAUACAAUUACCAAGCUUUUGAUAUAGCAAAUCAUUUUGCUGAAUUUGCUGGUAUUGAUAAUCCUGAUUUUUCUCUGUAUCCUGAAGAACAAUUACAAAAGAGGUGGUUAUAUAUAUAUCUUCAGGAAUAUAAUAAUGUAAACUAUGUACCUGAAAAUGAACUUAAUUUGUUGUACGUGCAAGUAAAUAAAUUUGUUCUUUUAUCACAUUUUUUUUGGGGUUGUUGGGGACUUAUACAAAGUGAACAUUCAACUAUUGACUUUGACUUCUUAGAGUAUGCUGCAAUACGAUUUAAUGAAUAUUUCAAGUGGAAAGAAGAAUAUCUUAACAUGGAAUUGUAAAAUUUGUUGUUAUAUUUUUAUUGUUUGAUGUGUUUUAUGGAUUUAACAUUCCAAUUUUGUUGUUUUUUGUUUGUUGUGUUUUGUUAAAGUAACAUUCCAAAGUAAGCAUUGAUAUUAUGUAAAAAUUGAACAUUAUUUAUAUAUAAUAAUGUACAUAAGACUGUUAUAAAUAUUAAACAGUAUUACAGAAAUAAACAAAGUAAUAUAUGGAAGAAAGAUACUGUCUUUAUAACA